Molecule: messenger RNA, 4082 nt
Organism: Schistosoma haematobium
Lineage: Eukaryota; Metazoa; Platyhelminthes; Trematoda; Strigeidida; Schistosomatidae
Exons: 4
Coding region: 156-584 (142 amino acids)
Source: RefSeq, a predicted model, not a curated record
AGUAUAUUUCUCCGCCCUCAUUUCGUUCCUAUAACACUUACGCAUUAACUUUGUCAACUAUAAACUCAGUUUAAUUUAUUUUGACUAACAAAACUUAGAUUUUAGUAUCUAGUACAAUAAUCUGUUGUUUUUAGGAGAAAUAGUAUUUAGUUCAUAUGCUAAAAUAUUACACUUGUACAUUUUUGUAUUACAUUUGUCUCAUCAUUGUCAUCGAGGCAAGGACAAGAACAAAGGAUUAUGAUAAAAACUUGGGCGUGAAAGCAGUAACAAGACUGUGUGGUAUGGAAGGAGAGGAAUGCAUGGAUGAUUUCAAUUGUUGUGAAGAGUAUGAAUGUAGCCCUGAUUUACAAUGUCAACUUAGAAAUGCUAGAAAUAAAAUUGUUGGAUCUUAUCAAAAUUUAUGUGUAGCUGAUUAUGAUUGUCCACCAGGAUGGUGUUGUGAAGGCAAAUUAUAUGCACGUCGUUGUACACAAGACUGUAGUAGAAAAACUGAACCAGAUGUUGUUCCAGCUGGAAGUUAUUAUGGACGACAAUUUUGGAAUUUAUGGGCACAUAAACGUCAUAUGGAUCGUAAUCAUUAUUGAACAUUUGGUGGAUAAAUCAAACAAAAAUAUUAUUCUCUUAUUUAUUCACUAAAGAAUAUUUGAAAACUUUAAUUUGGUUGUGAUAAACAGUAAUGGUUGUGAUAUAACCGGUUGUGAAUAAACUUCAUUUCAUUUGAAUUUUAGAAGAAAGUUUAAAACUGUGUUUACUUAUAAAUCAAUUAAAUUAUUCUCAUUACCACUCAGUAUUUAUCAGUUAUAUUUAUAGUGAAACGCCUCUCAGUCAGUCAUACAUAACGAAGCAUCUAUCAUAUGUGUAUUAGUCCAAGUUACUACAUCACAUUAGUAUAACGAGUUGCCAGAAUAGUGUCAGUAAUGACAGAAUUAGUGGUAGUAGCAAAUAUUAAGUAUCGAAUAUAUAUAUCAAGAAGUAUGGAUUGGUGUGAUAUAAAGGAAUUUUUAGGUUGAUUGUGAAACUUAUGUUUACAAGGGAAACAAAAACUUAAUACACAUGCAGAUUGUGAAAUAUUACAACCCAUGUCAACCAAAGUCUCUAACGAUUGUACGUGAUAACCGAGAUGAAAUUAACCAGGUAAUCUCCAGCUAAAUAUCGUUUCUCAUCCCAAAAGUCAAUGACUUCAUAAACAGCCACUAGCUGUCUCCAACUUACUCCUACGCUGGCCAUUAUAAUAGAUCCAGGAGAUCAAUUCCAGAAAAGUUAGACAAUAGGAACGCUGUCUCUAAAAGGAUAUCUACAAAAGGUUGAAUAAAACUUUUGAAAACAAACAACUCAGACGAACUCCACUUCAGUCUACCGUGUCCCAUGAUUGUUCAAUAUAAGCUCUGUUCAAGCACAGAGUUUGUACAAGGCUGCUUUACUUCUUUCUUUGGUAAGUCAUACUUCACGUUCUUUUCGAUAACAUUUGGGAGGAAGAACAAGUGCUGACGGACUGAGAAAAGGAUAUCUCGCCAAGAUACCAAAAAGGGGAUCUGAGUACAUGUGAAGACUACAGAGGCACUACACUACUGUCGGUACCGAGCAACUUUUCAAAAGAGUGUGGCUUAACGGGAUGAAAGACACAGUAGGCGUUCGGCUUCGAGAUCUACAGGCCGGAUUCUGUAAGUAUCAGUCGUGCACAAACCAAAUCGUGACACUGCGGAUCAUCAUUGAACAAUCAGUCGGAUGGAACUCGUCACAAUACAUCAACAUCCUUGACUGAGAGAAAGCAUUUAACAGUCUGGGUAGGAAGGCACUAUGGAAACUUCGACACUAUGGAGUACCUGAGAAAAUCGUCAAAACCAUCCGGAAUUCAAACGAUGCACUACAGCGCAAAAGCGUCAAUGGAGGACAGUUGACAGAUGCAUUCCAAGUAAGGAGCGAAGUCAGACAAGUUUGCUUACUCUAUCCCUUUCUCUUUAAUCUGGUGGUCAACUGGAUUAUGAAGACCUUGACAUCUGAAGGGAAGGAUGGAAUUCAAUAGAUAGGUUGGAUGCAACUAGACGAUUUCGAAUUCUGUCUCAUCCACACCAAUAAAUACAGGUCAAGACGAUCAGUGUAGCAGAAGCCCGUGCAUCAGUAGGCCUCAACAUAUACAGAGGAAACAGCAAGAUCCUCAAAUACAACACGGAGAACACCAACACAAUCAUACUUGAUGGAGAAGCUCUGGAAGAGGUGGAAAGUUUUACGUAACUGGUCAGGAGCAUCAUCGAUGAACAAAGAGGAUCAGAUGCAAACAUAAAGGCACGGAUUGGCAAAACGAUGACAAGAUUCCCACAGUUGAAGAAUAUAUGAGACCCAAAACAACUGUCAACCAAUAUCAAAGUCAGAAUCUUCAAUACGAACAUCAAGACAGUUCUACUGUAUGGAGCCGGAACUUGGAGAACUACUACAAACAUUAUCAAGAAGGUGCAAGUAUUUAUAAAUAGUUGUCUACGCAAGAUACUCAACAUCCAUUGGUCGGAUACCAUCAGCACCAGCCUACUGUGGGAGAGGGCAAACCAGCUUCCAGCUGAAGAGGAAAUUGGGAAAAGACGCCGGAAGUGUAUAGAACGUACAUUCCGGAAAUCCUCAAACGGCAUCACGAGGCAGGCGGCAACUCGGGAUCUUGAAUGGAAAUGGAAGAGAUUAAGACGGGACACACUGCAUCGGGAAUUGUAGGUAGACAUCAAUAGAAUGAACAGCAAUUGGAAACAACUGAAAAGGUUUGUUCUGGACUGGCGGGGUUAAAAAGUAAGUAAUUUACUGAUAAAUAAGGAUAGCUUUAUGUUCAUUCGGUAGUUUACUUAAAUACCAUAGUUAUUGAUCUCCAGGUACAGAUCUAUUUGUUAAUUUUUCUUAUUCUUAAUUUUGUCUUAUUUCAUUAUAUUUACUUGCAUCUCUAUAAAACGGCCAAAUAAUACAAACAUUUCAGCCCUACCGAAGGAUAGUCGGCACUUAGUUGGUUUAUUGUUAACGUUUUUCACUUUAACACCAAUUGACAAGACUUCAGAUUCCACACUAAAUAUCAUGACUUUUGAGGCUGAAUGGAUCACCGAAGAAACAAUGAAAAAAUGGAAAUCCUUAAUUAGUAGUAAAUGUUGUACAACUUGGUAGUUAUUAUGACUCAGCAGUCGAAUUUAAAGAGCUCUAAUGAGAUGAGUAUCGUAUGUCGAUUUUUCAUGGAAACAUCUAAACUGGUAUAUAAGUACAUUCAUGUGAUGAGUUCUGAGACCUGCUUUCUGGAUUCCACUACUAUCCACUAUCCAGAUGACCAGUUUAAACACAUUACAUAUUUUAUACAACUAUUCUAUUUCACAGACGAAAAUAACGAAAAUAUCUUUAUUUAUGCAUGAGGUCAAUGUAAUAUUAUUGAAAAUGAAGGUCAUUACUCAGAUCAACAAUGAAUUGAUAUUUUAAUGUGUCUUAAUGUAUAUAUUAUGGUACAUCAUUCAAUUUUGCAUUAUAUUAACUUGCCUCUAGCAAAUUGUCCGACCUUUUACUUGAGAAAUACAAUUGGAUACAAAAUACAGCUUGAUAGGUAAAAGAAUUAAAUGAAACUCUCUCUUAUAAUAAAUAUAUAUAAAAAAAGAUGUCGAGAAAAAUUCCAGUUUAACCCAAUGAUGACUUUUCCAUAGAUGUUAUUCAUCACCGUUCCUUUUUCCCACAGUCUAUUUUAAACUCAAGAGGCUCAGUUAGUUGAAAAAAUAUUGAAUAUUGUCCUGAUACCUAGAACCUGGUACAACGUCUUCUGUAGUGUGUAUAUUUGACCUUAUUUUAAGACAGAAAGUCAACAAAUCCAGUUCAUUUAGUAAUCUAUUCAUUGGUGAUAUACAUUUUCCUCCCAAAUAAGUGAUUAGCUGCUUAGACGAAAUUUAUUCUAAAUUAUUAUGUAUUCUCAUGGUUAUCUACUAAAUUUCCAAACGUUGUAUUUAGCAAGUUUCAGAAUUCUUUUUACUAUUUGUGUAACCCUAUACGGCACUACUUUAGGUGAGAAAAAACACCAAACUAGAAAGUCGUUCAUUUAACAAUAAAAUUGAAAAUUGAUUUAUUAUAGAAAAUGC